Paramisgurnus dabryanus is the source of this 2239-nucleotide messenger RNA. RefSeq lists its product as uncharacterized. The record is from RefSeq and is a predicted model, not a curated record. Gene Ontology annotation, cellular component: centriole. Lineage: Eukaryota; Metazoa; Chordata; Actinopteri; Cypriniformes; Cobitidae. Gene Ontology annotation, biological process: ciliary basal body organization; regulation of cytokinesis; negative regulation of centriole elongation.
GUGUGAGGCGGUUUGAAAGAGGAAACAAAAACACACUCGUAUUUAUAAACUCGUGUAAUAAACUUACUCUUACUGAACGCAUUAAACAAGAAUUUGUCUUUUCACCGGUUUGUUGUGUUAAUUUGAGAGGAAUGGAGAGUUAUGAAGAGUUCUGUAGCAGGACACUGAAGACAUUUUUGAUGUUUCCUGACUGCAGUACCGCACCACAGCAGCAGAGGGCGCACGUGUCCAACAUUCACUUUCAUGGCAGGAGACUAUUAGAGCCUCUGUUGAGUGAGGAGUUACGUGCUCAGAUGGCAGAAGAGAGACAGACAGCUAUACAGAGAGACAGAAAGAGACAGACACAACAAACAGAUGCUCUGCUGGAGCGUGUGCAGGACAUCAUUAACAACAUUCAUUUACGAAAUGUUCAAUAUGAAUCAGUCGGGGCAGUGCCACAUACAGCUGAACUUUCUCCAACUCUCCAGUCCAAAAUGAGUCCCGAUGUCUACAUCAGACCCAGUUCAACCCCGGUCCAAAACCAGACCAUAAGAACCAGCAGUUCAUUGAAGAAAGAGACUCUCAGACUGCUCAACCAGCGGAUGGAGAGAGAGAAGAACCACAAUGAUGAUGAUGAGUCCAGUGACCGCUUAUACCCAGGAGGAUCACCUGAUUCUGUCCUCAGUGAUCUCUCUCUUAGUCUGACGGGCUCCUACGUUCAGUUGCCCAGCCCUCAGCCCAGCCGCAGUCCUCUUACACAGAGAACGAGGAGACCACACAUUCUCAUCUCCUGUCCGGUCAGUGAGUCCGAACUCGGUUCAAACGGAUCUGAAUAUAAAAAUCAUCCAUCAGGGAGAGCAGAGCAGUCGGCGUUUAUUCAACCUGGUGCCCAAUGGGACUACAGCUGUUCAGAGUCGAGUGAAAGACAGAUGUCAAUCACAACCUCCACCCCCAGCACUACCAGUAACCACAAAGAAAUCCAGUCCAGUUUAACCCGGUCACAAGAUAAACCAGCUCGCCGUUCACCUCCAGCUCCUCUUAAUCAAUCCUAUGAUGUGGAGAGCCCAUCGCCCUUUCUGAUCAGGCCACAGGUGCAGUCCACACCCUCAUCAUGCUCAGGUGAGCACGGUUUGGACCUGGACGGAUUCUCACAAUGCCCACUGGAGGACCAGAUGAAUAUCAAACACCCCUGUACAGCUGAAACUCAGCAAAAUAAUACUGAAGCAGACGAGCAGGAGAUUGAGGCGUUACAGGAGCGUUUGAAGAGAGAACACAGCCAGCAGAUCUCUGAUAACCUCACAGCACAGGAGAAAGAGACACUAAAGCACCAGCAGGUGUCUGAGGAGCACAUGAAGGGUUUCUGUCGUUUGAACGCUCUGGUUCGAGGUUUCCUAACACGCAGACUCCUGCAAACGAACAAAAUCAAAUACCUGCGCAAAACUGUAAAGGACACCAGAGAGUUCAUCCAGUCAUUCCAGAAUGAUCCACAGCUGAAGAGAGUCUCCAUCUCUUAUCAGGAUCUGUCUCUACAGCACAGAGUCACAGCACAGCUGCGAGCUGCAUUGCAUGACAUCCAUCAGAUCUUCUUUGUGUGGCCUAUGAAACAAAAACUUCAUCUGCUGCAGAAAGACAGAGAGAUUCACACAGAGAGAACAAUCAGAGAACUGGAGAAAGUCAAGGGUUCAGGAAUGAGACAGAUUCUCUCUUCAGCCACUCAGAAGAGCCUAGAAAGAAAUAAACACAGGCAAACAAAAAGGACAAAGAUGAUGGGCAAGGCCUCAUCAGGAUCCAGGGUUCUGCGGUCCAGUCUCGGUCAGAACGGCGUCAGGCCGCCGAGUGUUGUGAAACAGAGAGAGGAGUGUAUGGAGGUGAGACAGCCGGUCGUCCACAGGAAGUGUCUGUCAUUGAGAUAAACACAACACAAACACAUUACAGAGAUCUUGAGUUAUUUCAUAUUUCAUUACUAGACAAUUAUCUACACAAUAAACUUCUUACUGUUCUUAUUUUAGUUUUGUCUCAAUGAUCAAAAGGCCACACAGCUGUGUGUAAACUGUUUUAAAAGAGCAUAGAGCGUCAAUCAAGUUGUUUAACCAAUGUGACCAAUGAACUGCAGUUUACUUUGACUCAUUACAUGAUUAGCUAAAAUGAAACAUAACUUUAUAACUGAGAUAACUGGACAUUACUUACUGAAUUAAACAUGCAAAGACCUCAAUCAUGUGAUGUUUGAAAGGUCCAUUGAUGCAUAUUGUUUUUUAUUUGU